GAUUUUACCACUAAACCACUGACGCUGGAAACUAUGCCUAAGAAGACUAACCAAUGAUAUCUAAAGCCCUAAGUGACAGAAGGAAUCCAUGCUGAACUGAUAAUCGGCGAUUCCCGAAGCACUAAACACAACCAGUAUCCAGGCUACACAUACUGCAUGCAAACACGGCAUGGACCCGACGACAAAUGCAAAAUGCAUAUAGCUCACGCAGGAAAUAUGUACGUCCAAUCAUUGCGGCCCUUCCCAUGGCAGAGAAAGGGAAGAACCGCACCCAAGAUCGAGCGCUGAAGGAAGGACAACCCCCCUUCAAUUCCUCUCCAUUCUGUUCGAAAAUCUACGAUUUGGGUCGUGGGUCACAAGCCAGACUGCGUAAGCGCAGCCUGGGGACCUCGUAAAUCGCCUUGGAGCUAGUUUCGAGAACGUUGAAAUUUGCGUUGUUC
Molecule: messenger RNA, 440 nt
Organism: Parathielavia appendiculata
Lineage: Eukaryota; Fungi; Ascomycota; Sordariomycetes; Sordariales; Chaetomiaceae
Exons: 1
Coding region: 186-395 (69 amino acids)
Source: RefSeq, a predicted model, not a curated record